This is a messenger RNA of Fusarium coffeatum, 306 nucleotides long. RefSeq lists its product as uncharacterized. Bases 1 to 306 code for a protein of 101 amino acids. The record is from RefSeq and is a predicted model, not a curated record. Gene Ontology annotation, molecular function: oxidoreductase activity. NCBI's taxonomy places the organism in Eukaryota, Fungi, Ascomycota, Sordariomycetes, Hypocreales, Nectriaceae. The transcript is spliced from 2 exons.
AUGGCUACCGUUAUCAUCCAGUACCCCAGCGGUCACGACUUCGAUGUCGACUACUACCUCAAGACUCACAUGCCUCUUGCCGAGAAGACAUGGAAGUCCAAGGGUCUGAAGAGCGCCGAGGUUAUCCAGCUGGGAGGAGACAGCCCCUACCAAAUCUACAGCAUCCUUCGAUGGGAGAGCAUGGCCGCUUUCCAGGCCGCUGCUGGCGCUGAGGAUGCCAAGGCUGUUCACGACGAUGUCAAGAACUUCACUACUGCCAAGGCCGAGGUUCGCGUUGGCGCCACAGUUGGUGAGGCCAAGCUAUAA